Molecule: messenger RNA, 1100 nt
Organism: Homalodisca vitripennis (glassy-winged sharpshooter)
Lineage: Eukaryota; Metazoa; Arthropoda; Insecta; Hemiptera; Cicadellidae
Gene: Vps25
Product: vacuolar protein-sorting-associated protein 25
Exons: 5
Coding region: 164-682 (172 amino acids)
Biological process (GO): protein transport to vacuole involved in ubiquitin-dependent protein catabolic process via the multivesicular body sorting pathway
Cellular component (GO): ESCRT II complex
Molecular function (GO): protein homodimerization activity; structural molecule activity
Source: RefSeq, a predicted model, not a curated record
AAGUAGGCUUGGCUACUUUGUGGGAGACGUAAGUCAGUGAGUGACACAGUGCUGGUUGGGUUGAGAGUAGGGCUGUUGUCAUUGAUUAGACUACAAAAUAUGUCAAAAUACCCAUGUGAAUAGUCCAUUGUACCUAAUUUUUUGUUUAUUUAUAAAUUAAAUCAUGACUUCAAUAGAAUGGCCAUGGCAAUACAAUUUUCCUCCGUUCUUUACUAUUCAACCCAACGAAGAAACUAGAAAGAGACAGUUGGAAGCGUGGAGGAAUCUCGUCUUGGAAUACCACCGCUCUACGAGACAGUACGUGCUAGACGUUAGAGAAGCUGAAAAGUCUCCAUUGUUUAACAACGCAUCCAUUAAUCGUAAAUUGUCCUCCGAAGGUAUUCUAGCAGUUCUUGAAACUCUUCAAAGAAGUCGAAACGCCGAACCUAUCAACAAGGAAAAGACAAGGUGGUAUGUGUACUGGAACACGCUGGCAGAAUGGGGUGCACUGGUGUACGGUUGGGCACAAGACAGCGGUCUCACCAACUCUGUCUGUACAUUCUAUGAGAUUAUCAACACGCCUGACCAAGAAUUUACUGGAAUGGAGAUGGGUGUGCUGGUCAAGGCACUGAAGACGCUGGAGGGAGAAAACAAAGCUGAACUCAUCAUGUUUGAUGGUAACAACGGUGUCAAGUUUUUCUGAAUCGCUCUGAAUUGUAUUUUAUGAGCUUCAGCCAUCACACACAUUGUGUGUGACUAAGGAUGAAACAGCAUUUCAUUAUAUUUUGAAAUUACUAGUCAUUCCAGUUAAUGUUGAUGGAUGAGGUAAAAUGCUAUAGCAUAAUCGUUAAUGGACAGUAAAGUGCCUUAUAUCAGGUGCUAAACUGAGUUGUAAUGCAAUUUUUAAUUUUAGUGCAUUUAAAUUAGUUCUGGAUUAAUGUAUGUCAUAAUUUAUUUGUUGUUAAUAAAACAAUCUAUUGAUAGGUGCGUUUAUAAUUUUUUUACAUGGCAAACAAUAUGAAUUUGGUGUAUUAGUUCAGUCUAAUAAUAUUUUUAUCUUACUGAAACUAUAAUUUGUGGAUAUCUAAUUGAAAAAUAAAAUGUUAUCAUUGUAGGUUGAA